GUUUCUGUUCUGUAGGGAUCAAACAAUUGGGUCCCCUCCACUGCAUAAGGCUGUCUUUGUGGCAGCCCAGGAGGAGAUAUGCAGAGAUCUACCUACUGGGCCUCCCCCACUGCAUAAAGCCGUCCUUUUCGCAGCCCAGGAGGAAAUAGCAAUCGCACCCAUUAAGCUAGUGGAUGUUCGUGGCCGGGACUGUGAGCGCGGGGCACAUUCUCGUCGGGUCGGGCAGUCUCCCACACGCGUUCGCUUCGAGGAUGAGUCUGCGAGGGAGGCGGAACGACGGUACCUGGAACGGGUCCGGCAGCGAGGACCUGUGGUGACGGACAAGUCCGCCAUGGCAGCUAAACCAGACCAGAGCCGAGGCAUCUCCACGGCAACCUUCCGAAAAGAUCACGAAGGUCCAGUGAACCAAGUGAUCAUACCUCAGGAGGAAGUUGUGGGUAAAUGUGAGGCCUGUGGGUCUCUCCUGGGAAUCAUUAUAGCAAAGGAUGCGAAUGGUCAGCCUGUGCUGAGCACGGCUGAUGGUCGAGGGAGGUUUGUCCCCAAGUGGGUCUCCCCUGAUCAGAUGGACCCGGCCCAGAAUUACGACACAGAAGACACAGACCUGUCUGAGGAGCAGGUCUCGGCGGAGAGUGUGGGGAGUGCCCGCGAAGGUGGUGCUGGUGAGCAGGUGUCUGGUUUUGGCAAGCUGAGGAGAAGGAGUCUGAAGGGCGAGAGGCGCGAUAACGCAGGACACGUCCUCGGCCCCUACGCACGGAGCCAGGACAUCUGGUCGCAAAGACGGAACUCCUACUCCAAAAUGAGGGUGGGCGUGGAGGAAGGCAACCUUCUGUGUGCCCAGACGUUACCCAUGCCUCCCCAAGGUGUGACGCUUGCAAUAGACUUGCAGCCCACUUUGGUACAUACGACAGCUACAGCUAGCAGUUCUGGUAUUCUGAAGGACACCUCCUCUCCCCAGUUACCCCUCAAAUCAGCCUUGAAAUCUUCCUCCAAGAACCAGCCCGGUGGGCAGCGUGUGCUGACGCUCCUGCCCUCGGUCCAGUAUCGGCUUGUCCAUCUGGACCAGGAGAAGGAAGGGAAACCUCACCACAUAGAGCUCUCGGCCGACGAGCAGCUCACUGUGACGGCAGGAACCUCCUCCACGGGCCUGACCCCCUGUAUCAAGUCUUCUCUCAGGUACACCACUGCCAAGGUGACCUCUGACCUCCCAUCUCAGGGAUUAUGGGAUGCUUCCUCAGAGGAAAUGACAGCUCAUUUGUGCGGAGAGGAUCCCACGGGUGCCUGUGGUCCAGUCGUCCCUCUGGAGUGUCGGCCCGCUCUGCGCUGCGGGGGAGGGUCCAAAGCUGAGAACCUGAGGGCAGAGCUUCUCCGGGCAGAGCACCGCAAGGCCGAGGUCAUGUGGGAGGACAUGCCAGAGGGGGCUCGGGGGGCCAUGAAUGAACAGGAGGGCAAAUCCAAGCUCUCUUUGCGCCGCUUCUUCUCUGCUAUGGGGCUCAACAGCGUGGGCAAGUUGGUGAAGGGGAACCGCUCCAGCAGCAUGGACCACCUGUGCUCACCCUCGGCCCGGCACAUAGGCCCUCCCUCUGUCUCAGCCUCCGCCUCGGCCUCCCCCAUACACCGCACCAGGACUCGACUGCAGAGGACCCCUUCCUUGCAGUCCCUGUACACGGAGUCUCCUCUGGCCCAAUUGAGAAAAGUCUCCUCUGUGCAGAGUCUCCAAUCCCCAAAGAGACCAAAAGAGCGUUCAACAAUAUUGGGACCAGUGCCCUAUAAUCUGGCUCAAAGGGAAUUUGACCAAGAUCCAUGCCUCGGAGAUCCGGAGGUCCCUCGUGGGCCCCAGGGACGUCUGGUUCAGGCUUACCCUGACGGAACCCUGCUGAUAGAGUUGAGUCGGCCGGCUAAUGGGCCCUUUGGAUUUGUAAUCUCCAGGGGUAAAGGUCGCCCAGGCUCAGGUGUGUUUGUUGACCAGGUGGGAGACACCUCGGCGGACAGCAUCUACACUGGGCUUCUGGGGGUUGGGGACGAGAUUCUAGAGGUGAAUGGGGAGAUAGUGUCUGGCCUGUCUCUGGACCACGUGACCCGCCUCAUGACCCGCGACAGCACGGCAUCCAUCCGGAUCAUCCCUCACCGCUGGAUCCAGAGCUGAGGGGUGCCUCCACCGCUGCUCAGGGGCUGGGGGUGCUACCGUGAGGCUGCAGGGGAGAGAUGAGGAUGAGAAUGGGUAAAUGAUUAUGGACAACUGUCAAAAGCUGUGCUGUUGUAUGCUUGCACAUAUCUGGCAUAAUCAAUAAAUUCUAUUUUUUGCUCCAA
This is a messenger RNA of Clupea harengus (Atlantic herring), 2307 nucleotides long. RefSeq lists its product as uncharacterized. NCBI's taxonomy places the organism in Eukaryota, Metazoa, Chordata, Actinopteri, Clupeiformes, Clupeidae. The transcript is spliced from 7 exons. Gene Ontology annotation, cellular component: apical plasma membrane; nucleus; cell cortex. Gene Ontology annotation, biological process: regulation of cellular localization; centrosome cycle; establishment or maintenance of cell polarity. The record is from RefSeq and is a predicted model, not a curated record. Gene Ontology annotation, molecular function: protein binding. Bases 332 to 2143 code for a protein of 603 amino acids.